AUGGUGACACGAGGUGUAGUAUUGGGUCAUAUUGUUUAUGACCAAGGUAUAGAGGUAGACAAAGCAAAGGUAGAAGUUAUUGAGCAAUUACCCCUACCUUUUAAUGUUAAAGGGGUAAGGAGUUUCCUUGAUCACGCGGGGUUUUACCGCCGUUUUAUCAAGGACUUUUCUAAAAUUGCAAAACCACUAACCCAACUUAUACUUAAAGAUGCUCCUUUUGAUUUUACUAAUGAGUGUCUCGAGUCUUUUAACAGGAUUACGAAAGCCUUGAUUUCGGCUCCUAUCAUAUGUGCUCCGGAUUGGAAUCUUCCAUUCAAAAUCAUGUGUGAUGCCAUCAACUAUGCUACUACAGAGAAGGAGUUUCUAGCUAUAACUUUUGCCUUGGAGAAAUUUAGAUCAUACUUGGUUGGUUCUAAAAUUAUUAUUUUUACUGAUCAUGCAACAUUAAAUUAUCUCAUUGCUAAGUCAGAGACCAAACCUAGACUUCUUCGUUGGGUACUCACACUCCAAGACUUUGAUAUUAAAAUCAGAGACAAGAAGGGAAGAGAAUGUGGUUGUAGAUCACUUGUCUAUAAUCAGGUAUUGACUACAUGGGCUGUUUCCAUCUUCCAAUUAGAAUUGUUACAUACUCGUGGCCGUAGAUUAUGUGUCCAAGUGACCGAGGCCAUAGCUUCACCAACAAAUGAUGCCAAGGUGGUCAUGAAGCUCUUCAAGAAGACCAUAUUUCCAAGGUUUGGUGUCCCACGAGCUAUCAUAAGUGAUGGAGGUACUCACUUCCAUGAAAGACAAUUGGACAACCUCGUAAAGAAAUAUGGAGUGUAUCAUAGAACCGGACUUAGUUAUCACCCUCAAACUAGUGGUCAAGUUGAGGUCUCUAAUAGCGAAAUCAAGGCUAUUCUAGAGAAGGUAGUGGCUAAGUCAAGGAAAGAUUGGAGUAUGAAGCUUGAUGACACACUUUGGGCAUAUCGAACCGCAUUCAAGACACUAAUUGGUACCUCACCUUACAGACUAGUGUACGGUAAGGCACGUCAUCUUCCCGUGGAGUUGGAGUACAAAGCUUUUUGGGCAAUUAAAGAGCUUAACAUGGAUUCUAAGGUUGCGGGAGAGAAAAGACUUCUCCAACUCAAUGAGUUGGAUGAGUUUAGAUUGUCAGCGUAUGAUAGUGCAAGAAUAUACAAGGAAAAUACCAAAAAGUGGCAUGAAAAGAAGAUCUUACCAAGAGAGUUUGCACCGGGUGACAAGUUUCUACUCUUUAAUUCUAGAUUGAAGCUUUUCCUAAGAAAACUAAAGUCUAGGUGGUCGGGUCCCUUCACUGUCACUAAGGUGAACAAGUUUGGUUUGGUUAAGCUAGUAAAUGAAAAGGGUGAAGCGUUCAAGGUAAAUGGUCAACGAUUGAAGAUGUAUCAUGAUGGAGCUACUGUUGGAGUGGUUCAGGAAACCCACCUAACCCCACUCUCAUCUUAG
Molecule: messenger RNA, 1464 nt
Organism: Chenopodium quinoa (quinoa)
Lineage: Eukaryota; Viridiplantae; Streptophyta; Magnoliopsida; Caryophyllales; Amaranthaceae
Exons: 3
Coding region: 1-1464 (487 amino acids)
Biological process (GO): DNA integration
Molecular function (GO): nucleic acid binding
Source: RefSeq, a predicted model, not a curated record